CAUGCCAAGGCGAAGCGAUUGAGGAUGUACUCUGUGAAGGCUUGCAGCCCUGCCCACUACACGGUGGUUGGUCGCCAUGGUCACCAUGGUCAGAAUGCUCGCAGUCCUGUGGUCCCGGAGGCACACAGAGCCGCAAGCGAGCAUGUGAUAGCCCAGCGCCGGCAAAUCAAGGCCGUCAAUGCUCCGGAUCCGAUUUUAUGGUGGGUCAAGUUAGCGGGCAAUAAAUUGGGUCCCACUAUUAUGGACAUGGAUGAUGGGUUGUUGAAAUCUAUUAAACAUCUGGUGAUUUAUCUGUUUCCCAUUUCUUUGCAGGUUCGUGCUUGCAGCAGUGCAGACUGUGCCGUUGACGGAGCCUGGGGCCCAUGGAGCUGGUGGUCGCACUGUUCUCGCAGCUGCGGUGGGGGUCAGCGACGCCGCAUGCGCCAAUGCAACAGUCCCUCACCGGCGUUCGGCGGCGUCGACUGCGGCUCCGAGGCCGACGGCGUGCAAUCGGAGGACUGCAACAUGGAACCCUGUCCAGGUAGGCUUCUCUCAGAACGACCUCGAGGUAGUCUGUUGCGUUUGAUGUGA
Molecule: messenger RNA, 570 nt
Organism: Protopolystoma xenopodis
Lineage: Eukaryota; Metazoa; Platyhelminthes; Monogenea; Polystomatidea; Polystomatidae
Source: the annotation of a GenBank genome assembly